Messenger RNA from Papilio machaon (common yellow swallowtail), 2034 nucleotides. RefSeq lists its product as uncharacterized. Gene Ontology annotation, molecular function: zinc ion binding; nucleic acid binding. The transcript has a single exon. The record is from RefSeq and is a predicted model, not a curated record. Lineage: Eukaryota; Metazoa; Arthropoda; Insecta; Lepidoptera; Papilionidae. Bases 1 to 2034 code for a protein of 677 amino acids.
AUGAAUGUAGAGUUGAAAGAUAAUCUACCCCAGGGUGGUACCGGCGAUACCGGAGAAUCCACCCCCGGGCCUUGCCCGGGCAGCCCCAACGUAUCUGGGGGGGGCACUGCUCUACUUCACGGCAAUGCAGUUGUGCCGGCCGCGGGUCCAUUCAGUGACCAAAUAGCGAUGCUGUGGAAAGGUAAAGUACCAACACGGAAUAGACGAGGGCGAAACGUUCGCCCUUACACGACGACAGGAAGUCGGGUAGUUGAGAGUGAAAGUGAGGCAUCAGACGCCUCAUUCAUGUCAACCGCCACGGCAACAACCGAUAAAGCGAAAAAGAUUUCUAAGCCAGCACGGGGAAAAAGACGUCUGUCCAAGACAGUUUGUUCAACCGACAGCGAGACACCUACCGCUCAACCGGCUAAGGUGCAGGCAACCAACGCGAACGAGAUGAGACAACAGUUUCUUUUACCAAAACCUAUGGAGGGAGAUAAAACAGCCGAGGAAGACAUGGAAGACACGGCGCGAGAGGCUGCAGAAAGACGCGCAGCCAUCAACGUGGCUCCCGGUGUACCGUGUGAUGAUCGCACUGCUGCGGCGUUAAGCGAUCAGGUACUUACCGACAUCGGGGUAAUCAUGCAGGUGGCUAAUAAGUCAAAAAAUCUAAAAGGGACAUUUGUACGGGCACUAAAAGACGCAGCUAUGUCCAUCAAAAUUGCAGUUGACACCCUACAUCUCAGAACAUCAAGUGAAGAAACAGUCAAGCUACAAGAAGAAAACACUCGUUUGCAGGGUGUAAUCCAAGAUCUUAAGAAAGAUAUGGCGGAUUUGCGUAAAGAGGUGGAGCAUAUAAACAGAAGGUCGACUCCUACACCUAUUAAUGACACUGAUACGUCCCAGGGAGUAGCCAGCGUCGUUUUGCGCCAGGUCGGGAGGAUGAUAGAUGCGAGGUUCGAAGCAUUGGAGGAGAGACUCCUGCCAGCGAGGCGCACUCGUCCUCCCUUAGCUUCUGAUAAGCGCAGUGAGUCAGGGUUGGGGACGGCUGAUGGCAGCAACCCGCAAGAAGAAAACUUAAAACGAACUAGUUCCCAACACGUCGAGCCCGAAAAAGUCAGUGAAAGUUGGGCCACUGUGGUGAGACGUAAAAGCCGAAACAAAAAGAAUAAAAACAAUGUAGGACUCCAAACCUUAUCUGCGGGUAACAGUGGUUUAAGAUCAGCGGAGAAUAGUCGUUAUCGGCAACCUAGACUUCGUACACCUAAAUCCGCGGCUGUAGUAAUUUCUCUCCAGCCCGGAGCUGAAGACCGAGGCAUCACUUAUGCUCAGGUGCUGGCAGAGGCUAAGCAAAAAGUUGAUCUUGCAAGUCUCGUAAUCACAGCGAUGCGAUAUCGCCAGGCUGCAACUGGAGCUCGUAUCCUAGAGAUCCCAGGGGAAGGAAGUGGUGAGAAAGCAGACUCUUUAGCCGAAAAGCUUAGAGCAUCUCUACCUAUCGACGUUGCUAAGGUGACAAGGCCAAUAAAGUGCGCUGACAUGCGUAUUACUGGCCUGGAUGAUUCGGUGACUGUUCAGGAAGUAAUAGACGCAGUUACCGAGCAAGGAAUUUGUCCUAAAGAAACAGUGAAGGCUGGCGAAAUUCGUCGAUCAACGUUUGGUACUGGGAUUUUGUGGGUGCGCUGCCCGGUUGCGGCAGCUAAGAAAAUCGGUAGUGAGGGGAGGUUGUUGGUGGGCUGGAUUUCCGCGAAAGCUCAAUUACUACAACCCAGGCCAACUCGAUGUUACAGAUGUCUACACAAUGGGCAUGUGCGCGCGCAAUGUACCACUGAGGUGGAUCGUAGUAAUCUAUGUUACAGAUGUGGUCAACCCGGCCACAAAGCGGUAACAUGCUUGAGGGAUCCAAAUUGCCCACUUUGCUCUGCAGUGAAUAGGCCUGCCGAUCAUAUUUUGGGCAGUAAGCAGUGCUCUCCGCCUAAGCCAAAGAGUGGGAAAAGCGUAACUGCUAAUCCACCGAAUGAAAGACCUACACCGAUGGAAUCGAUGAUAAUCAAUUGA